UGUAAAAGAUCCACCAAAGGUGUCGCUACCAUCAGCUGUCAAGACUGUCAAAUUAAGAAUUAGUUUGGUUAUUUUUGCCUAAAAACAACAAAAAAAUCAUAUUUGAGGCGUAUUCCUCGCAAUUUAUUGUAUUAAAUUUCAAAUUUUUGAUAUUUUGAUUUUAAAAACGUACUUAAUAAGUUUUGUAAGUAAAAAGAAAGUACUUUUGCAAUCAGCUGUCGCACUUAAGUUGUGAUGUGUCGACGUUUCGUUUAGUUGUUAGCAGUUUGUAGAUAUUUUUGUAAAGAAAUUAAGGUAGGAAUUAAUCGAAAAUGGAUGUUUCAAAUUUCGAACUUUCCGAAAGUACUGUAAAAAUUGGCUCAGAUUCAGAACCAAGUUCUGAAAAGAGUUUUGAAGAAAUCGACGAUGAAACUAAACACACAAUAGAACAUGAAGAGUUCGACAAAUGUUUACCUCAAACAGUAACAUUACUUCAACACCCCCAAACAGGGGCUAAAGUUUAUGUAGUGGGGACUGCCCAUUUCAGUCAAGAAUCAAAAGAUGAAGUUGUUAAAGUGAUUAAUACAGUUCUUCCACACAUCGUUAUUUUGGAAUUAUGCGAUGCCAGAAAAAACAUUCUUCAAAUGGACGAAAAAGCUAUCCUCGAACAAGCCGAAAACAUCAAUUUAGAAAUGAUUCGUGGGAUGAUUAAAAAGAAUGGAUUAUAUUAUGGGGUCACUUACUUAUUGUUAUUGAAUUUAAGCGCUCAUUUAACAAAGCAAAUCGGUAUGGCACCAGGGGGAGAGUUUAGAGUUGCUUUUAAGGAGGCGAGCAGAUUGGGGUCUGAAGUAGUUUUAGGAGAUCGACCAAUUCGGAUUACUUUAUUACGAGCUUUAGCAAAAUUAUCGUUGUAUCAAAAAAUAAAACUUGCAUGGUAUUUAUUGUUUUCUAGAGACCCUAUAAGUAAAGAGGAGAUUGAAAAGUGUAAAAAUCGUGAUAUGCUCGAACAGCUUUUGGCUGAUAUGUCAGGUGAAUACCCCGUUUUGGGAGAAGUUUUUGUUGAUGAAAGAGAUGCAUUUUUAACUUAUACAUUACAAACGGCUGCCUUAAAAGAUCCUGCUAGGUAUAUACCGACUGAAAAUGUGUUGAAUGAAAAUUUGAGAAUAGUAGCUGUAGUGGGAAUUGGACACGCUAUUGGAAUAUCAAAAUUAUGGCCGAUCGAUCAGCGAUCAAAAAUUAAAGAGAUUUUGACUGUUCCCCCACCUUCUAUGUCAACGAAAAUAAUAAAAAUGAGCUUCAAAUUGAGCAUGAUGACUUUAGCUUGUUACUUGGCGUAUAAAUAUGCUCCGGUGCCGAAAAGUCUCAGGGAUAUAUCAAACCAGGCGUUCCAAAAAGUUGCCACUAGAAUUAAGGAUUACACUUAUUAAUUAUCAAAGAAGAAAAAAAAUGUUACCCAUUUCUUUUUGGUUGUACACAUUCCAAUGGGUUGUUUUAUGAUUGCUAUUUUUCUUUUUUGGUUUUGUUUUUAUCUUGAUAUUAAAAGUGGUGAUAAAAAAUAUGGUUAUUGUAGCAAAAACAA
Messenger RNA from Onthophagus taurus, 1558 nucleotides. Its product is annotated as traB domain-containing protein. Lineage: Eukaryota; Metazoa; Arthropoda; Insecta; Coleoptera; Scarabaeidae. The record is from RefSeq and is a predicted model, not a curated record.